AUGGGGGCCAGGAAGUGCAGCCGCCACGCUUAUCCUCGAUCAACCAGAAUGGGGGCGAAGAGGUGCAGCCGCCACGCUUAUCCUCAACCAGAAUGGGGGCCAGGGGGAAGAGGCGCAGCCGCGAAGAGGUGCAGCCGCCACGCUUAUCCUCAACCAGAAUGGGGGCCAGGGGGAAGAGGCGCAGCCGCGGAAAGGUGCAGCCGCCAGGCUUAUCCUCAACCAGAAUGGGGGCCAGGGGGACGAGGCGCAGCCGCGAAGAGGUGCAGCCGCCACGCUUAUCCUCAACCAGAAUGGGGGCGAAGAGGUGCAGCCGCCACGCUUAUCCUCAACCAGAAUGGGGGCCAAGGGGAAGAGGCGCAGCGAAGAGGUGCAGCCGCCACGCUUAUCCUCACCCAGAAUGGGGGCCAGGGGGACGAGGCGCAGCCGCGAAGAGGUGCAGCCGCCACGCUUAUCCUCAACCAGAAUGGGGGCCAGGGGGAAGAGGCGCAGCCGCGAAGAGGUGCAGCCGCCACGCUUAUCCUCAACCAGAAUGGGGGCCAGGGGGAAGAGGCGCAGCCGCGAAGAGGUGCAGCCGCCACGCUUAUCCUCCACCAGAAUGGGGGCGAAGAGGUGCAGCCGCCACGACGAGGUGUGGAGCUCGAGCUGAAGAAGACGGAGGCAAGGGCGAGCCCGGGUGUGGAAGCUCAAGCCGAAGAAGACAGAGGCAAGGACGAGGUGCGCAUCCUCAACCCGAAGAGAGACGGAGACGGGGACGAGGAUCCAUCUGGAAUCGGAAGUAGACCAUGCAUCUUCUCGCAAGAUGGUAGAGGUGGACCUGCUCAGUCCAGCAGAAAGAGCUGCGCAUUGUGCAGUCUAGAAAACCUACAACUCGCUCUGGAUUCCCGCAUAGCAAAAGGCAAUUUGGUCAGACAGCUCAAGCAGUGGCGCCGAAACGGAUCGCCGACAUACGAAGCGGCGUUUGGAAUGGGGUCGCUGUGUGUGCUAUCUACCAGCGAACAGUAUGGCUUGCGCGCAAAGGCUGGACAGCCUCCGAAGUUCAAGCCAUCAUGGAGCUGGCUGCACAAGAAGUCACCCCGCCUGAAGCAUUUCUUGCUGGGUCGGCCAAUCCUGCGGGCGAACCCAUCCAUGAGCAGUAGCAGCCGCCAAUAUGUAAAAGCUGCAUCAAGCCCACGCAGUGGUAUCGGAAGCUGGCGUCUUCUCUCUGCUUAUGUGGGAUGCCGCAAAGCUGCACAGCGCAUUGCUGCUGCGACAAAGAAGGAUGCACGAGGUUCAUUUUGGCAAGGGAAGAAGGCAAUGCUGAGGGUCUACCGCCGAAGAUGGUGGCUAGCUCGGAGGAGACUGAAGCGAAGGUAUUCUGCGCUGAUGGUGAGGACGGAGAAGCCUUUUCUGAGCUACAAAGCCGCGAAGUGGGCAAUUGAGGAGAACAUUCUACAAGCUGGCUUUCGAGUUCAGAUUUCACGGCAGAACCACCCGCAGUGGAAAUUCUUGACUGAAACCGGCAGCCUCCUAUUCUUCCAAAGCUUGAAUGAAAGCUUGGGUCUCGCACAGAAACAAUUGGCGACUGCGACGUGCUCCGUCAACAAUGCACUGGGCAGACAAGCAUGUGACAUCACUCUGCAGGGAGCCCAAGACCUGUUGAAGGCACGUGGUUAUGAGCAUGAUUGGUGCACAUUUUUGAGACAGGGCGGCAGGAUACUGUCUCCUUUGGUCGUGGACUGCGCCCUGGAAAAGAGCGGCUUCAAGUUGCAGCAUUGUCAAAACCUGGAGGUCUGGCCAGCUGGAGCACAGAGUAUUCUACAGAUUCGCGGCGACCGGAACUCUUGCCAUGAGCGCUGGGUCGCUCUCAUAUCUUGUCAUAGCCGAAUCUAUUUGUUGGAUUGCUUCCAAGACGAGCCUGAGCCCACCGUCAAUUGUCAGCUAGGCGUGCAACCUUGCGACACAUACGCAGUAAUCCGGCUUUGA
Molecule: messenger RNA, 1962 nt
Organism: Symbiodinium sp. CCMP2592
Lineage: Eukaryota; Dinophyceae; Suessiales; Symbiodiniaceae
Source: the annotation of a GenBank genome assembly